AAAGAGAAAAUGGAGCAGGUAAAUUCAAAGGGAGACCUUUUAUGCGCGUUUUGUGGGUGGAAACUGGGGAAGGGAAAAGCAAAAUGGAGAUCGUACUAGUUAGUAAUUACUGGGAAUUUUCUGACUCAGGGAAGGCACGGCGCUCUCAAAACGCAUUUAAGCUUACGCGUUUAUUACAGGAGAAUUCCAAUAAAAGCCCUUACGCCUUUUGUGUGAAGAGGGAAAAGAGAGAGCAUGGUAGGAGGGUAGACUGGGUAGUACGCCAGUACUAGUUAGAACUAUGUGUGAUUCCAAACGAGCCCAUGUUUGUGGUCGAUUUAAGGGACUAAAAGUCAUAGAAGAAAUGUUCAGCUUUUUGCAGAACAGAAAGUUACCGAGCAUCAUUGGAGCGAUCAGAGAUAGAUCUGUGCUCUGUUUCGUUUUUGACCCUAAACGAGCAAGAAAGAUAAAAAAUUCAGAGCGUUGACAUGCUGUAGACUCUUCUAGUCGUUGGAUCAACGGCCUUUUUCGAUGGCAAAGGUUAGAUUUCUAGCCGUCGGCUAUUUGUUCCCCUUUUUCAUCUCAAUUUAUUUUUUCUUGAAUCAUCUAUAAAUAUAAGGUUUUGCAAUUAUAUUUUCCAGAUUUCUGGGUGCAAAUGACCACAGACUUUUGGGUUUGAAAGCCCCAGAUUCUCGUUCCAGAGAAAUUUUUAUUUCACAUCUUUUUGUUUGUAUAUGAGAUUUUGGAAUGCUUUGUUUGGAACUGUUUGAAGAGGAAAUUAAUUUUAGGAUGAAAUUUGAGAUAGCUUUUUUGGCAUUUAGACCUGAUUAAGGAUUUCUGGUUUUAGUUUCUUGCAGUUCGAAUUUCUCCCUCCAUGGAAACGGAGAGCUUCCUCCUCCCACCACCCAUGAGAUUCUGAUGCUUCCAACAGUUAGUGUCGAUGCCUUUUAAUUUUUUUUCUUUACCCCUUGUUUGGAUUGAGGAAGUUAAAGGGGAAAGAGAGGAGAGUGAGGGAGAGAGAGCAAAUUUUUUGUGUUUGGAUAAAUCAUUUUAAUGGGAGAGAGGGAGAUAGAGGGAGAGGGAGCCCCCUCUUUCAUUCUAAUAUGGAAGGAUUGAAAAGGAGUACAUUAUUUAAUUUAUUUUUGUUUUUUUUUUAAAAUAAAUAUAUAUAAGUAUUUUAUUUUAUUUUAAUUAUUUAUUUAAUUAAUAAAAUUUAAAAAUUUUUAUUUUUUUUUAUUUUAUUUUUUAUUAAAUUAUUUAAUUAAAUAAAAAUAUUAUCCUUUC
This is a messenger RNA of Rubroshorea leprosula, 1263 nucleotides long. The record is from the annotation of a GenBank genome assembly. Lineage: Eukaryota; Viridiplantae; Streptophyta; Magnoliopsida; Malvales; Dipterocarpaceae.